This is a messenger RNA of Peromyscus eremicus (cactus mouse), 1561 nucleotides long. It is a transcript of the gene Foxa3, whose product is annotated as forkhead box A3. The coding region runs from base 1 to 1311 and encodes 436 amino acids. Gene Ontology annotation, biological process: cell differentiation; anatomical structure morphogenesis; regulation of transcription by RNA polymerase II. Lineage: Eukaryota; Metazoa; Chordata; Mammalia; Rodentia; Cricetidae. The record is from RefSeq and is a predicted model, not a curated record. The transcript has 3 exons. Gene Ontology annotation, molecular function: transcription factor binding; protein domain specific binding; DNA-binding transcription factor activity, RNA polymerase II-specific.
AUGGAGUCCCGCACCGCGGCCCGUCCCCGCCCCUACGGCGUGCCGCGUCGGCAGCCGUCCGCCCUCCCCGGUCCUGAACGCUGUCAGCCUCUUCUCCUUCGUGGAGGACAUGAGGGGCUCUGGCGUUUCCCUCUCUUAGGUGGAGAUGAUGAAACACCUCGAGGCGGAAAGAUUUCCCAGCCCUCGCGUUGUGGCUCUAGGGCUCUUUCUUGGGAUCUGCAGUGUGUGGCCCUGCACUCCGCUCCCGGUAGCUCCCCCCACUCUUCAACCAUCGCUAGCUCCCAGGUGCCAGGACCGAGGCUCCGGGUGCCUAAGGUGUACUCUCCGGUGACUCCCGUGCCCACCAUGGCCCCUCUCAACUCCUACAUGACCUUGAACCCUCUCAGCUCUCCCUACCCUCCAGGAGGGCUUCAGGCCUCCCCACUACCCACAGGACCCCUGGCACCCCCAGCCCCCACAGCGCCCCUGGGGCCCACCUUCCCAGGCCUGGGUGCCGGCGGCAACGGUGGAAGCAAUACUUCCGGGUAUGGCGCCCCAGGGCCUGGGCUGGUCCACGGAAAGGAGAUGGCAAAGGGGUACCGGCGGCCGCUGGCCCACGCCAAGCCACCGUAUUCCUACAUCUCUCUCAUCACCAUGGCCAUCCAGCAGGCGCCAGGCAAGAUGCUGACCCUGAGCGAGAUCUACCAGUGGAUCAUGGACCUCUUCCCAUACUACCGGGAGAACCAGCAGCGCUGGCAGAACUCCAUCCGCCACUCGCUGUCCUUCAAUGACUGCUUUGUCAAGGUGGCGCGCUCCCCAGACAAGCCGGGCAAAGGCUCCUACUGGGCCUUACAUCCCAGCUCCGGGAACAUGUUUGAGAACGGCUGCUACCUUCGUCGUCAGAAACGCUUCAAGCUGGAGGAGAAAGUCAAGAAAGCAAACGGAGCCGCACCUACCACCAGGAACGGAGCGGUGGUGGGGCCGGCCACCUCCGCCACGACUGCAGCCGCCACAGUGGUCCCCUCCCAGGCUCAGCCCCAGCCUGCGCCUCCUGAGCCUGAGGCCCAGAGUGGGGAGGAUGUGGGGGCUCUGGACUGCGCUUCUCCUUCUUCCUCCACACCCUAUUUCACUGGCCUGGAGCUCCCAGGGGAGCUGAAGUUGGACGCACCCUACAACUUCAACCACCCUUUCUCUAUCAACAACCUGAUGUCAGAACAGACACCAGCCCCUUCCAAACUGGAUAUGGGGUUUGGGGGCUACGGGGCGGAGAGUGGGGAUCCAGGGGUCUACUACCAGAGCCUCUAUUCCCGCUCUCUGCUUAAUGCAUCCUAGCACGGUAACUGGGAACACGGUGAUGGGGGGUCAGCUGGGACGGACACCAGGUUCUUGGGCCCCGGUCCUUCUGGCCACACUUUGCUUGUCCCAUUGAUUAACAUCUUAUUUGGUCUAGAACUGUGAUGACCCACUGGCUACUGUGGUAACUGCCACGGACUCCCUGGUGGGCCGCGGGUGGUGGCGGUAUUGUGAAGGUAGCUAUGCUGGGUGUACUGUGAAAGCUGCCAGACUGAGAGAAGACAUUGGC